AUAUCCACAGCAGCAACAACACUUCUGCUACGUGUAUCGUAUUUUUGCAACCUCAACAAAUAACACCAAACAAAACCAAAGAACAGGAAGGUUUUCAGCAACAAAGCACUUUAUGUUAACAUCUUUAUUUAUUUAGAUAAGCUGAUCACAGGAAAAUAAAUUACUUUUGAGGAACAGCCAACACGCAAACAAAAUGCCGAAGUUCCCAUCUCAAAGGCCGAUGUCACAAAGUCCUGUCAAGUCAUGUGCUUAUGUUUGCUCGAGAAAUUCGCUCGCAGCUUUGAACACACUGUAUAUUUUUCUUGGCUUAACACUGAUAGGUGUUGCUGCUUACUCCAAGGUUGCUGUUAUGAAAAAUCUUAGUUUGCCUAUCCUUGGUGGUGUCAUUGCUUGUGGAGUAUUCAUAUUCCUUACAGCAAUGCUUGGUUUAAUAGGAGCAAUAAGGCACAAUCAAGUACUGCUGUUCUUUUACUUGGUGAUAAUGUCUCUUCUUUUCAUAAUCCAACUGUCAGUUUCAAUUGCUGCAUUAGCUGUCACUAGUGAUCAGCAGCAUGAUAUCUUGAAGGCUGGAUGGCAUAAAGCUGCUAGUGCAAAAGAGAAAAGUGAACUUCAGACAAAACUGGAUUGUUGUGGAUUUGAGACAGUGAAGUUCAAUGUCAGUAGUACUAAUCCUUCUUGUUCUGGAUUGUCUUGCUGUGUGGAUGACAAGACAGGAAAAGGUGCUGAUCCAUGCCUGGGUUGUACCACUUGUUACAAAAAGUACAAAGUUACUCUUGAGCAUGCUCUCUCAGUUGCUGGUGGUGUUGGCCUCUUUUUUGCAUUUACUCUACUCAUGGGUAUCUACCUUGCCAUCAAAUACAGAAAUCAGAAAGAUCCUGCUGUGAAUCUGGAUGCCUUCCUUUAAGCUUGUCGAUGCCAUUAAAUCUCUGAUUGGAAUUCCUAAGUUGUAUACAUUUCUUUCAUCUUGAGGUACUUGCAAAGUGGCAUUUGCUGAAAAUCACUUAGAACAAAUGAUCUUUCAUAUUUCCAUGAAGUGAAAGCCAUUUUGUGAUUGGAACUUUGCUCCUUUCAAAAUAUAAUUUGUGUGCUGUGUAAGGCAGUGUUAUCAAUUUUGACUUUAGCUUUGUAAGAUUUGUUGAUUAAGUAUCUGAAUAUUAAAGUAACAGCCUCAAAAGGGAGUACACUGACAUUAAAUUUAACUUUACUCACAACUGAGUAAAAGUUACUUAUUUAAAUCAUACAAAUUUGCCAAUAUGCAUGCCAUAGAGGAUAACUUGAUGCAUCUGGUUUGGAAAAAUAGACAUAACUUUCACAGGUACAGCACAGCCCUACAAGAGUGUAAGCUUCUUAGGCCCCCUAGACAGAUUGAUUUAACAGUUUUAUUCAUUGGUGUUUUUAAAAGCUUUAAACCGUUUAACUCAACUGUAGCAGCUGUAAAUGAAGAAUGUUUGAAUAUGUUUCUUUCUAGUGGCUAUAGGGUAUAUGAUAAAGUUUUAAUAAACUCAGUCAUUUUAGUCAAAAAGAGAAUUGUUUUAUUUUCUUGGACAAUGCUAGACCUGUUUAUCAUAACAUACCUCAAAAGCAGUCUUGAAAACAGUCCAAAUUGGCUGCCUGUAGCAAAUAGGAAAUGUUGGAUUGCUGCUAUAAAGUUUUGAUUGCUGCUAUAUUUCUUCUUAAUAAUGUCCUUAUUUGCUACUCCUUAAAACCAACUACCUUUAGCCACGUUUUGCUACUUACAAACCUACUCUAAGGAUCUACAAGAACUUGUCUAAUUUUUGUUGGUUAUCAAACGAUUGAUGUUUGCGAAAUGUGGAAAAACUUUUUAAAUCGCAUAUUGAACUAGUAGAAUGUGAGAUGGAUGCAAGGCUCCUUUACCAAAAAUGGCCAUUGGUAACAACGUCCAUGUUUUCAAUAUUUUGUUUUUGAUGAGAGGAUAUUUUCAUACAGGUUUACAUAGGUUUUGGUUAAGUAUGCAGGUUUAUAUAGAUAUAUUUCGGAAAACAUGCCUUUAGAUCUUGGUAUGCGUAAAAUAACUACGUUUAUUUGCCGGCAAAAUGAUACCUUGUGCUGGGAAUUUACUUUCCUUUCAGUUGUGUUUUGCUUUUUUUAUCAUGAUAAUGUUUCAUAAAAAUUAUUAUGUGCAAUUAUCUUUGCCAAUUUCGCAGUUUAGAUUUAUGGUUGAUAAGUGCAUCAUUAACAUUGUUUUUAUUGUCUGUUUUAGUUCAA
This is a messenger RNA of Rhopilema esculentum, 2226 nucleotides long. Its product is annotated as tetraspanin-13. The record is from RefSeq and is a predicted model, not a curated record. NCBI's taxonomy places the organism in Eukaryota, Metazoa, Cnidaria, Scyphozoa, Rhizostomeae, Rhizostomatidae. Gene Ontology annotation, cellular component: membrane.